AUGGAUGUGUGGUCUGGUGAUGAAAAAUCUAUAACAGUUACGUUCGACCAACACUCCUGCUUCACAACAGAUACCAUUAUCAGACAGGCCCAGACAUUCUGGCUACAGUGGGUUGAGGCCGCCUUCCCUCAUCUCGACUCUCGCGCCUACUUCCUGCCUCCUGUCCACGUCAACCGCGUGCCCAUGGUCAAGCAGCUGACCCAUGCUAUGGAAGUUCUGGUCCUUCAGUCAGCUCUUAUAGAGGCCGGUCAGUCCAACCAGUCUGCAAAGACUACUUCCGCUGCAGAUACGUUAGUACCUCAGCCUCCUCGCGUGCAUGAAAGUGAUAUCAGAGAUGAUGCAGCUACGAAGCGUGUCAUUUAUUGUCUGGACAGACUGUGUGAACAGAACAAAGAAGUCAUGAUUCGAAUGACUCAGCUUUCGUUCGGCCAGUACCUGGGGGAACCUUGUUAUGCCGCUGCGGCUGCCCAGCUCCCCCGACCUGCCAACCUUCCUCCUGCUCACCCUCAGAAAUGGAAACAGGGCGACUUUGAUGUGCUUCUUAUUCACCGACAUUACGGCUUUGUUGUCUGUCAAGUAAAGGCGUUUGGUGACAACACACAGACUCUGAAGAUGUCACCUGACGAUAUAAACAUCAACAUUAGAAAAAAAUUGAAAGACGCAGUCUCUCAGCUGGACAAGGCCGAGGCCAUGUUAUCACACCUAGUAUCUGACAUCUCUCCUGGUCUGUGCAUCACUAAAACGAUGGCUUUCCCCAACCUUACCGCUCAUCAGGUCAAACAGGCCAUUUCCGGCGACACUCAGUUAACGCAGGACCUGUGCCGGUGUCUGGGAACAACAGAUCCCGCCGACAUCGCUAGACUGUGUCUGUGCUGUGAUCAGUUGUCUGACCCCAAGACCCCCUGGACGUCAGUAGUCACGUGCUGAGGGAACUCGGACACUGGUGGCAGCGACGUGUGGCUGGGGCUGGACCUGACAAUCAACUCACUAUUAUGUUGUACAAAAGUCUGGUAGCCAGAUUCUGUGGUCCGGCGACAUCAGUGACUGUGCCAUGUACAUGUCCUCCACGUGUGAGUGUCAAGACCCUGGGUCAGGCCGUGUGGUGGACAGGACAGUGCUACACUGCUGUCAUCACACUCUUCCCGGAACAAGUGGAGCUAUUAAACACUGCACCUCCCAGACUCUUUGUCACCGGACCGCCCGGUACAGGUAAAACUGUGGUGCUGCUGCUGAUGGCCAUACAGUGGCUGCUUGGUGGUCACCCCGUCUACGUUGUCAGUACGUGUUGGGGGAGUCGUGCAGCGAGCUUCAUGAUGUAUCGCCUGUUGCUGCAGACAGUAAACACACAAAUGUCAGCAGGUGUCUCACCCGGUCAGCCUUGCCUCCUGCAGUAUGACCUUGAUGAUGGUGAAGACGUGGAGAAGGCCGUCAACGACUUGUCACAGGCGGCGAGCGGAGGGUCGUUGUACGUCAUCGCUGAUGAAGCGGGUUCGGACGUAGGGUCGCAACACUUUAAGACUUUGUGUGACAAACUGCUGAUACAAGUUCCUCAUCUCCAUCUUUGGGCGGCAAGUUGUUUCCAUGGAUACGCACCUUCCGGCUGGCCAGUGGAAUAUUUAACCAGACCACUCCGCUCUCCACCGACCGUCGUCAGGGAAGUCGAGAAGGACAGGUUUAUCGCUGAACACCAUGAUGUACAGCCAUACAGUGAGAGAGGUGUGCCCGACCACACAGACGGCCCGCCAGUCAAACGACUGUAUCACCGAGGUCAGGGUCACUCAGGUGACAAGCCAGUUGACUGUGUGACGUGCGGUCGUGAGGUGGCCAGCUUCCUACACAGUCUAUGUUGGUGUUACGGGUAGGUGUGGGUAUUGUAUUGUGUAACAUCUGUUGACAGAUGAACAGUGAACAGUGUGAUAAAUAACAAACAGGUGAGACAGUCCUGUGAAGUAUAAAGUGUGUUAGUCUAUCUGUCAUGCUAUGUCAUCAUGUGAUAAAAUCACUGUUUUUAUUCACGUCCCUGUCUGUGUGUACCCUGUAUCACCAACAUGUGACUCACAAAUGAAACUAUCUUUGAAUGUUAACAGAGAAUGCCACAACAACCUUCACGUCCAGCGUAGGCACAACACAGCCCUGCCUGCAGUGGAGAGACGUGCUGGUGUUGUCCUAUGCCGUAAGUGAAAGCUCGGAUAUA
Molecule: messenger RNA, 2194 nt
Organism: Pomacea canaliculata
Lineage: Eukaryota; Metazoa; Mollusca; Gastropoda; Architaenioglossa; Ampullariidae
Exons: 5
Coding region: 1-927 (308 amino acids)
Source: RefSeq, a predicted model, not a curated record